Cynoglossus semilaevis (tongue sole) is the source of this 2275-nucleotide messenger RNA. RefSeq names its product cyclic AMP-responsive element-binding protein 3-like protein 3. The record is from RefSeq and is a predicted model, not a curated record. The coding region runs from base 118 to 1611 and encodes 497 amino acids. The transcript has 10 exons. Gene Ontology annotation, biological process: regulation of transcription by RNA polymerase II. Gene Ontology annotation, cellular component: nucleus. Lineage: Eukaryota; Metazoa; Chordata; Actinopteri; Pleuronectiformes; Cynoglossidae. Gene Ontology annotation, molecular function: DNA-binding transcription factor activity, RNA polymerase II-specific; RNA polymerase II cis-regulatory region sequence-specific DNA binding.
GUUCGAGCAGGAAGUGCUUUUGCGGCUGACGGAACAGCUGGGGUUUGUCGAGAAGCGAAAGCAUUAGACGCCCAGAUCUACUCACUCGAAUGGUAUUAAACCUACUGUUAGUCAACGAUGUCCAUAACUGAGGAUCUUCCGGAGAUGGACGGAACAGACUUGUUGGGUCUGCUGUUCCAGGAUGUGCAGGAUGGAUCUACUGAGCCCUUCUUUCCUGAUGGGAGCGGGCUCAUUGAGUCUUGGCUGUCUGAACAAAACAUGCUGACUGGUAUGGAUACUGAAGACUUUCUGUCCAGCCUACUGGAGGAUGAGGACAACAGCGGUACGUUCUGUCCCUCUCAUUCCCCUUUGGGCAGUGACAGCGGCAUUUCUGAUGACAGCAGCACUGGAGCUGGAAGCAACAACGUUCCAGGAUGCCCCAGUCCCCAUGGCAUUUAUAGUGACGCCGUGCCCAGCCCCAGGUACUCACAGCCCAGUCCUGUGAACUGUGAACCCUGCCGGGCCCCAGAAGAGCUGCACACAGAAAACCUGGCUUUAUUUGUCCAAGCAGACCACAGUUACUCUAUGCUGCAGUUUAGUGGAAAAGACAUGGAUAUCCUGGAGAGUGUGAAGUCCGAGAGGCCAUACACAGACGUCUUUAUUGAUCUGGAUGCUCUGGUGACUGAGGAAAUGAAAGAAGACGUCACCAGUGAGCUGCCUUGUACUUUAGCCAUAGAGAACUCAACAGAUUUCUCAGAAGCCAACAAUGUAGACCAGUUCCAGUUUAAAGAGGUGGUUCUUACUGAGGAAGAGAAACGACUUCUGGCAAAGGACGGUCUCUCUAUUCCCACACACAUGCCCCUUACAAAGGCAGAGGAGAGAACUCUGAAGAGGAUCAGGAGGAAGAUCCACAACAAGCAGUCUGCUCAGGAGAGCCGCAAGAAGAAGAAGGUGUACAUUGAUGGUCUGGAGAACAGGGUUGCCAUCUGUACUGCACACAAUCUGGAAUUACAGAAGAAAGUCCAGUUGCUUCAGAAACAGAACAUUUCCUUGAUAGAGCAGCUGAAGAAGCUACAGGCUGUUGUAAAGAUUUCAACAAUGAAGGCCAGCACCACCAGCACUUGUGUUAUGGUGUUCCUGCUCUCGUUCUGCCUCAUCAUCUUCCCGUCAGUCAAUCCAUUUAGUGGGAACACAGGACAGAAGGAAGUCUAUACACCCUCCUCCAUCUUCUCUCGAACCCUGCGCUCAGUUCCACAGGACAGCUCCUAUGCCAUGCCCUACGUGGAGCCAGAGGAGGGUCUGAUUCCUUUUGCAGGUCAGGCAGCUGUAGAAAACCCCAACGUCAUCUUUGCCGUCAGCCAGAAGAACCACACGCCUGACUUCCAGAGGAUGGAGCAACCCGACUCAGAGACCGGCAUCAACAGCAACUACUCGGCAGACUUCCCAAGUUCUGGUCAGCCCUUGGACAUGAAGCCAGGUGCAGGUGGUGUGUUAGAGGCUCUGCAAGAUGGAUCCAUCGACCCGGUUGCAGCUUCAGCUGUGGCCUAUGAGGUCACCGGCUCCAAGGAUACCUGGAUAGACCGGAACCCUCCUUCUGUCAUAUUACAACAGCAUCACUCUGAUGAAAUGUAACGGGGAUAUAUUAGUCACAGCCAGUAGAGGGAGCCAUAAUCCUACUGGGAAACUUGAACUUGCCUAAGGAUGAAGGGAAAUCAUUGAAACUGUUACUACUGUUAACUUUCUUUGCACUUAAUUCUGUUUCCUCGAAAUUAGCGAUGAAAAGGGAUUUAAAUGUUUUAGCAUCAUCUACUACCUAAAGGAAAAGCAGUUUAAACGCAUGCUCGCAUCGAUAAAAGCCCGAGGUUUAGGAAGGUGAAGUUGAUGGCAUUGGAGAAACAAACACACAACUUCCUCUGACCAUUGCUUUACAAAAAAGUGGUCAAAAAAAGAAAUGACAUUAGAAUCUAGUGGUCUUCAGUGUAAUCUACUCUUUUUAACCCAAAAGUCAUGACAGUAAGUUAUUUUGCACAGCAACAUAGGAAGCAUCCUCUAUUAUAUAGUAGAAAAGAAGCUGCUUGAUCAAAGUUGAUGUUGAUCACCACGUUGUUUAAGACAUUGCAGGACAUUUGGCCGUUUAGAAGAAUUGUAGUUUGUUUGCUGUUCCCUUGUAACAAGGGUAUCCAUGCACCUUUUUAUUAUUUUAUUUUAUUUUUGUUUUCUACAUUAUUGUUAGAAAAUUGUAAAUACAUUUAUUCAAUCUUUACAAUAUAUUUAUUAUAUUAAGUUUCCAUAUCAA